Molecule: messenger RNA, 1902 nt
Organism: Erythranthe guttata (spotted monkey flower)
Lineage: Eukaryota; Viridiplantae; Streptophyta; Magnoliopsida; Lamiales; Phrymaceae
Product: membrane-associated kinase regulator 5
Cellular component (GO): plasma membrane
Source: RefSeq, a predicted model, not a curated record
GUAAAUGAAUAAAUCAUUCGUAUAAUGAAACUCCAACAAUAAUUAACAAGUGAUACUUGAUAGCAAAGUCACCCUCUUGCCUAACAAAGCACCCUAAUAAAUUAAACCCUUUUUAUAAAGAUAAAAAAAUGCAGUUAAACUUUGACCCGAAAAGGACUUUACUUUAGCAAGUCAUAUGUCGAAUUCAUAAAAGAGAAUAAAUUCCAUUUUUUGGGAAUUCAACAAAAUUCUUUUAGAAACAGUCCCUUUCGAGGAUAGUUUUUGUCCAAAACUUUUCAUGGUUUGGGUUUUGUGACCCGGCCCAAUUGGAUAGUCCAACAAAUAGUCCGAAUUUCAAAAGGCUGAAUACAAAUUACAGUCCCAUAGUCUGCAUAAAUACCUGUACACUGACCCUAACACUGUGUUUGGCAUCAUCUUUUCUAUCUCGUUUUUUCACUUUACUCCUCAGUCUUAAUUGACAGCUCUUUAAUUCUCUCUCCAUACACGGCGUUACCCAUUCAUCUAUAUUUUAGCUUCCUCUGCUCUGAAUUUUUUAUUUCAUCUAACCUCCAUUAAAUAUUUCCUCUCUCUAAUGGAAGCUCUCGGGAUUCUGAAAUUCUGGCGGAGUGCUAUCGCUGGGGGUGACGUCAGCUCCGAGGGGGAUGACGUGCUCAACGCGGCGUCCGGCACCGACGACGAUGAAGCCGGCAAGGAAGAGGCGUUCUUCGAUUUGGAUUUCAAGUCGGAACGCGGCGAUGCGGCGAGCAAGGAUUUUCAAUUCAUCGAAUCUCCGAGAGAUGUUUUUCUGAGCAAAAGUGAUUUCUCGAAUUCGAAGAGUUUGUCGCCGGUUACCACCCUGCGAUCAGCCCCUAAGUUUAAAGUGUUUAUGCUAGGGUUCAAAAAAUCGUCGAAAUUCGAGAAGACUGAGUUGUCGAACGGCGAAACGAAGGCGAGUCCACUGAAUCAGCUCUCGAAAUCUUCGAAGCUCGAGCAGAGCAAUCGCUUCUCUUUGAAAUGCAGAGUGGCGGAGGCGCCGGCAGCAUCUCCGGCGUUGACCAGAGAUAACAGCUUGAGAAGCAAAAUGCUGAAAGAAAACUACGAAGCUUCUUCCGACGUCGUUUCGUCGGAGAAAUCGGUGCCAAAGUAUUUGAGGCUGAUUAAACCUUUCUACGUCAAGGUUUCGAAUAAGACGAAAUUGACGUAUUCUCUGACUCCGUCGUCUUCUCCGGUCACCGCGCCGGUGAAUUUGUCUCCGAGGAAAUUCUCCGAGGGGAGCAGAGUGGGGAGCUUUAAGAUCGUGACGAGGAACCUAGUAAAGAGCCGAUCGGCGUCGGCCGCGGUGGGGGCAGCUCCGCCGUCGAUCCGCCGGAGAGACGAUUCGUUGCUGGAACAGCAUGAUGGAAUCCAAGGCGCUAUUCUCCAUUGCAAAAGAUCCUUCAAUUCUUCAUCUCAAGAAUAUCCGCAGCUAUCACGUGCCUCAAGCGAGCCUUCACAGGGAAGAAUGGGAGGCCAAGGGAGAAAUUCGUGUGAGGAGCAAAAGAGAUGCAGCAUUUGAAUCCAACUACCACAACCAAAAAAAAACAAACACUACAAGAAAAAAUGGUUUUAGGGACGAUUUGUUAUGGUUGCUAAAAGCAAGAUAAUGGUCGCUGAAACUUAUAACGACCAAAUUAGGCUUGGUCACUUGUGGUCACAACAGGGUGGCUACUAAAAGUAUUAGUGACCAGCAAAUCAGUUGGACGCUAAAGACAUAGAUCUAGCGACCAUUCAAUAAUGGUCAUUAAAGAUGUAAUUAUCAGCGACAAAUUUUUUACUCGCUAAUGUUAAAAUUUAUGGUCGCUAUAAUAUUAAUAUGGUUGCUAUAGGUAUACAUACAGUAACCACAUAUUUUUGGUUGAUAAAUGAUAUUCUUUUAACAACCGA